AUGAGUGCUCCACCUCUUCCAAAUAUUCUACCCUGGAACAUCCCCCAGAAUCCAUCAACGGAUGGUGAGGAGCCGGUCCCCGCUCCACCAGUCAUAAGACCUCUACCGCCAUUCCAGCCUCCACCAAUAACCUGGCCGCCAAUAUGGUUCAGGUGGUUGAACCAAGGUGCAUGGCUCGUCAAUCUCGAGCCUGCUGCUAGUGGCGGGCAGAAUUAUGAUGGUACCAUACGUAUCGAAGUCAACUCUGAAGGGCGCACAGCAAGCGGGGAUCUUUACCAAAGACCUCGCGUUUUGAUUAACCUCCCCGGGUUCCCUCGACGCUGGCUCAAUCUCCCCGCCCCUAACCCGGCCUCUGGCAUCCCAAUUCUCGCUAGAAGCAACUACCGGACUUCAUUCACACUUGGAUUCCAAAAGUUCAAGUAUGUCCAAACCAACAAGACUACCUUUAGUUUCACUCAGGAGCCCGUUGAUGGUGGCUAUACUGCUACGAUGAAGUGGACGACUGCACCAGCUGGAUACCCAUAUCCUGGUGACUACGCAGAAGGCGAUGUCGUCUCAGACAAAACAGGACAAGUCGAGUUUAGGUUGAAGAUGGGGCGUGUCUCGCAAUUCUAUCGUAAGUUCACAGUCGAAAUGGAUAACGUCCCUGGCUCUGAAAGGCCGUUGGAUAAUGGCGGCGUUGUUGGUCAGAACUUUGAGGAUUGGAACUCAGUGUUUGGUCGAGUCGGAUUUGAGGUUAAGGUGGUUGAAAGUGAUGGUGACAUUGUUGAUACUGAGGACGGGUAUUGGUCCCUAACCCAAUCUCACCAAACAAUGUUGGCAAGGAGGGAUGCGUCCAAUUUGGAUACCGAGUGGCGCUACUAUCUGCUUGCCACAAAAUUUAAUACUGUGAAUGCCUUUGGGGUAAUGUUCGACAACUCCGCUACUGAUUCAAACAAUAUCCCUCGUGAAGGUCUCCAAGUCAGCUCUCACGUCGUAACCGGCUUUCAAGAAGGGUGGGGCGAAUGGAAAGACUCACGAUAUGGUACAAUCAAGGGUGCAUACUUCCGUACUGCACUCCAUGAGCUCGGGCAUGCCUUUGGCCUUCUCCAUAACGAUGAUGGUGGCGACGGAGAGCCACCAGUUCUCGACUUUUCAUUCAUGAAUCAGACUGGAAGGGCUAUUAACCGCUCCACGGCGGCCAGUCCUCUUUCUAAGAACAUUAAAUGGAACCACGCCGAUAGGAAUCUGUUCCAAAUCCGCCAUUGGCCCGACGUUUUUGUUAGACCUGGUGGAGUCGACUUUGGAUAUGCUUCAAACACUACGCCACCCAUUACACCACCUGAUUCAGAUACUGAAUAUGAACAUCCAGAGUUGGUAUUCAAGGUUGAGCCUAUCAAAGACCAUUCCGAGGUGCCACUUGGAGCACCAGUCCGUGUCAACCUCACUCUCACAAACACAGGCGAGCAGCCAGUUAAUGUCCCCGCAGAUAUCAGUCUCAAAUCGCAUACUCUCUCAGGACAAGUCACCGACCCAACCGGAAAAAUCUGCAUUUUCCACACACUCUUUUACCUUGACCGCGAGGAAGAGAUCAAAAAUCUCAAGCCCGGCGAGAGUGUCACCUCGUCUCUUACUCUUCUCCGUGGUGGACAAGGUGCCUUGUUCCCUCUGGCUGGUGUCCAUAAGAUAGGUGUUAAGUUGAGCUGGAGCUUUGAUGAGGAUUUGCCUCUUUGGGUCGCUCUCGCAGAGACUACAAUCUUAGUCACUCCUCCAUUGGACAAAUCUCAUGCUGCUGCAGCCCAUAAACUUCUUACCACCCCAGAUGCUCAUUUAGUUCUUGUGCUUGGUGGUGAUUACUUGGAAGAUGGUGUCGCUGCUAUUCAGCAAGCUUUGGAGGAUGAAACUUUGCGGAAGCACUUCGCUGGUACUGAAGCGAAGAGAGUAUUGAAGCGGCGAAAUCCAGAUUUUGAGCAAGCGACGAAUUUGGUAUCUGAGGAUAAUAUCGUUUUGAGUGAUGCCGAAAGGGCGAAAUUUAGGAGACUGGGCGUCGACUCCUUUGAGGGCUAG
Orbilia oligospora ATCC 24927 is the source of this 2046-nucleotide messenger RNA. RefSeq lists its product as uncharacterized. The transcript is spliced from 2 exons. Gene Ontology annotation, molecular function: metallopeptidase activity. Bases 1 to 2046 code for a protein of 681 amino acids. NCBI's taxonomy places the organism in Eukaryota, Fungi, Ascomycota, Orbiliomycetes, Orbiliales, Orbiliaceae. The record is from RefSeq and is a predicted model, not a curated record.